Molecule: messenger RNA, 1014 nt
Organism: Penicillium mononematosum
Lineage: Eukaryota; Fungi; Ascomycota; Eurotiomycetes; Eurotiales; Aspergillaceae
Exons: 1
Coding region: 1-1014 (337 amino acids)
Cellular component (GO): mitochondrial matrix
Molecular function (GO): L-glutamate gamma-semialdehyde dehydrogenase (NAD+) activity
Source: RefSeq, a predicted model, not a curated record
AUGGCCGUGCUGUCCAACUAUAUUCUGUACGAAAUCAUGGAAGAAGCGGGUCUGCCAAAGGGUGUAAUCCAGUUCUUGCCCGUGGCCGAUCCGAGAACAGUCGUUGAGCCAGCCCUCGCCAACCCUCAAUUCGCGGGUCUGCAUUAUACUGGCUCUUCGGCAGUCCUGCGAACUCUCUCUGCUCAGAUUGGCGCCAACACCAACAUUUACAAAAGCUUCCCUCGCAUCGUGGGAGAGAGUGGAGGCAAGAACUUCCACCUCGUCCAUAACUCCUGCAAAGACGACGUUGACUGGAUCGCGUCUGCCGCGGUGCGCUCAGCAUAUGAGUUCCAAGGCCAGAAAUGCAGUGCUCUAUCCCGGAUCUAUGUCCCAAAGUCCAUGUGGGAACAGGGUGCUUUGAGAUCUGCACUGAUCCGUGAAGCUGCUAAGAUGACACACGGCGACGAUGUCAAACAACUUCACCAUCCCCUGGGUCCUCUAUCCUCCGAGGCUUCGUUCGAGCGAUUCCAACGAUUUGUUCAGUGCGCCAAGGAUGAUGGCCAUGAAUUAGUCUACGGUGGCAGCACAGACGGCAGCAAGGGGUUCUUUGUCCAGCCUGCCAUCUUCAAGACCAAGGAAUCCGCCGAUAGUCCGGAAUCUGACUUGAUGAACAAGGAGCUCUUUGGUCCCCUUUUCGCCGUUCAGACCUACGACGAUUCCGGAUUCGAGGAUGUCUGCGAGCUCAUUGAUCGCACUUCCGAGUACGCCUUGGCAGGCUCUGUCUUUGCCCGUGAUAGGCAGGCUAUUAAGAUUGCAGAUGAGAAGCUGCGAGACUCGGUCGGUAUGUUCUGCAUCAACGAUAAAAGCACAGGGGCGGUUAUCGGUGCGCAUCCUUUUGGUGGAGCCCGUUCAAGCGGUACGAAUGACAAGGCGAACUCGGUCAAUGUUUUGCUGAGAUUCUCGAGUCUUCGUUGCGUCAAGGAUUCGUAUGCGACUGGUAGUACCACCCUGGGUGCUUGCCAUGUCCCGGAGUGA